This is a messenger RNA of Thunnus maccoyii (southern bluefin tuna), 1769 nucleotides long. RefSeq names its product GTP-binding protein Rhes-like. The transcript is spliced from 2 exons. The record is from RefSeq and is a predicted model, not a curated record. Gene Ontology annotation, molecular function: GTP binding; GTPase activity. Lineage: Eukaryota; Metazoa; Chordata; Actinopteri; Scombriformes; Scombridae. The coding region runs from base 334 to 960 and encodes 208 amino acids.
CCCCGUACACUCAUUUGCAUGCCCUUCCAUCAUUGGCUGCCUGGAUGUUACGCUUCAACAGGCUGCCUCCUGCUGAUUGGUUGCAACUACAGGAGGGCAUGGAUGCUCUCUUACCAAAACAGGCAUAAAAGGCAGUGUGUGUGGGAUCACAGGCAUAGAGGAGCACCCAAUAGACAACUUUGAGGAGCUUUGAAAGAGCACUCCUGCCAGCCUGAUAAAGUGGCAGGUGAAAAAAAGCAAAAAGAAGCUCAAGAAGAAGACUCACAAGAAACUGCUGAAGGGAAAAAUUUCAAGGAAAAACAAUUUAAAAGAAGAGAGCCAUUAAAAAGCAGCAUGUCUCUGGAGGUGAAGGAGAAGACUCAGGUGCGUCUAGUGUUUCUGGGGGCAGCAGGAGUGGGCAAGACAGCCCUGAUCCGGCGCUUCCUCCAGGACACCUUUGAGCCCAAACACCGGCGCACAGUGGAGGAGCUACACAGCAAGGAGUAUGACCUCGGAGGGGUCAAGGUCACCGUGGAGAUUCUGGACACCAGCGGCAGCUACUCCUUCCCAGCCAUGCGCAAGCUCUCCAUCCAAAACAGCGAUGCCUUUGCACUGGUGUACGCUGUGAAUGACCCAGAGUCGCUGGAGGCUGUCAAGAGCCUUCGGGAUGAGAUCCUGGAGAUCAAGGAGGACAAGUACACACCGAUUGUGGUGGUGGGGAACAAGGCAGACCAGGAAGACGAGCGUCAGGUGUCCAGUGACGAUGUGCUGUCAACUGUAGAGCUGGAUUGGAACAACAGUUACCUGGAAGCCUCUGCAAAGGAGAACGCCAACGUGGUGGAGGUGUUCAAGGAGCUCCUGCAGCAAGCAAACCUUCCAAGCCGCCUCAGCCCUGCAUUACGCAGACGCAGGGAGACCUUUCCGAAAGACACCAGCUUCCGGCCGCCUAUGAACAAGACCAACAGCUGUAUUCUGUCUUAAUGGGAGACAGAGAAGAAGAAAUGUGUUUCAUGAAGGGACAAGAGAUGAGAGGACAGAGGGUAUGAUGUGCAUCUCAGUGCUGCUCGACAGAGGAGGAGAGACAGAAAAACUUGACUUCAGUCAGUGUGGGUGUAAAGUGAAGAGCUGCCUAUUUAAGAUACUGUAAGUGAUUUUGGACCAACAGACACUUCAGGGUUCACAACUGAGAAGAGAAGAAACUGAGGAGGAGAACGCUAUUUAGACUGAACUCGAAAAGACUGCAACCUGAAUAAUUAUGAACCUGAAUUAAAUGACGUGGAAAGUAGGACAUUAAUUACUCAGUUGUUUACUUGUUGUUGCUGCUUAUUUGGUGACAUGCUGCAGGUGUUUAGAUCAAUGUAUAGCUUUUGGAUUUCUAUUUAAAUGUUCACUCACAUCAAGAUUUUUGGACUGUUGCAAACAGAUUAUUUACUAAGUGAAACUGUGUGUAUAUAUAUAUAUAUAUGUUGUGGUUUGUGCAAAAGUUGUAUCUAUUCUGUAAAAUGUACUAAUUCACCUGUAGCACAUCAUAAUGUUUACAUUUUUUGUAUUUUGUAUUUCAGUUUGUAUUUGCAAUUGAGCGUGACAUUAUUCUUGGGAUUUUUUAAGUGGUGAAAUGCAAAUGCAAACUAUAAAUGCACUUUUCAUUUUAGAAUUAUCACUCAAAAUUAUGUUUUUUUUAUAAAUUCAAAUUUUUUAUCAUCUCACAAAUGGCAUUAUUUUGUUGUUUAUUUCACACAUGUAAGUGUAAUGUGGAUAUAAAUGUGUAAUAAAAAAUAAAAGCACAAAGA